Molecule: messenger RNA, 768 nt
Organism: Cajanus cajan (pigeon pea)
Lineage: Eukaryota; Viridiplantae; Streptophyta; Magnoliopsida; Fabales; Fabaceae
Source: RefSeq, a predicted model, not a curated record
AAAGCAAUAAUGGAAUCUGAAAGCGGGUAGAAGCGUAAUUUAGCAUAAGGCAAAAAGCGAAAUGAGAGGAAGCAUCAUAGUCAACAUCACAUUCACAUGUUCUCAUACAUACAUCCAUCUCAUGCACAAACCAACCCACCCAUGUGGGGGCACACAUCCACCACCGCCACCACAUAUACUAAACGACGUCGUCUUCCCCUCGCGCAUGCUCUCCCACGCCGCCGCCGCCUCCUGGCUCCGCCGCCGCCGGAUCCGCUACCUCUUCCUCCUGCUCUGCUCCCCGCUCCUCCUCCUCCUCCUCUGCGCCGCCCUCCCCUUCCUCUGCGCCGCCCACCUCUGCCGCAAGCUCCUCCGCGCCGCCCAACAGCACGCCGACGCCGACGCCGACCUCGGCCGCUGCGAGGAAGGGUGCUCCGAUGAGGACAAGGGCCUCCUCCACAGGUACCUCGAGGAUCAGCUUCUCCUCGUUCGAUCCAUGUACGAGUGCGGCGACGACGAUCAACAACAAGAACACCAAGAAAAAGAAGAUUCUAGAACGCUUCGCGAUGUUGAAAGUGGGAGCGGCUAAAGCAAGAGCGGCGUUAAAAAGAUCUCAUGCGACUUGUGUUCAAAUUUGUAGUUUUCUAUGACUUGGAAGAAAUAUAAUAAAGGAAAGGGUAGUGUAUCACUAGUAUGAUUUAUGCAACUAGAGGAAACGGUUUAAGUUAAGAGCUAAUCACUUAUAUAUUUAUGGUGUAAAUUUUUUUUACAUCGGUAAUCAAUAGUAGC